Messenger RNA from Sparassis crispa, 969 nucleotides. RefSeq names its product Ribonuclease T2. The record is from RefSeq and is a predicted model, not a curated record. The transcript is spliced from 6 exons. Gene Ontology annotation, biological process: RNA catabolic process. Gene Ontology annotation, cellular component: extracellular region. Bases 1 to 969 code for a protein of 322 amino acids. Lineage: Eukaryota; Fungi; Basidiomycota; Agaricomycetes; Polyporales; Sparassidaceae. Gene Ontology annotation, molecular function: ribonuclease T2 activity; RNA binding.
AUGCGGCGGGGAAACCGGCUCGCUUUCGUCGAUGCAAUGGCUGCUUUCGUGAUUCUCGCCGCUCUCUUGACCCUUCAGGCUCGCGCGUUCAACCCGUUCUUGCUCCAGUUGACAGUCCCAGAUACGUACCCGAACAUCUCAGCAUGCGUGGGCCUUCCAUCGGUCUACUCUUGCGAGAACAGCACUGCUAUUCAGAACACCUGCUGCUCGCCGACCCCCGGUGGUCUCGUACUGCAGACACAGUACUGGGAUACGUACACUGGUUUAGAAUCGGAGGGUCAGCUCUUACCCAUAGAUAGUUGGACGAUCCACGGCCUAUGGCCGGACAAUUGUGACGGCUCCUACGAGCAAUACUGUGACUUUUCCAGGCAGUACGAUCCGUAUCCGUCGCCUUCUGUCCUUCCGAAUGGCACAAUUGUACCCCCUUGGACUGGUCCUUCCGUCGCGUCGUUCCUCAUCGAGUUUGGACGUCUCGACCUUCUCGAUUACAUGAACAAGUACUGGAUUAACCAAGGAUAUCCCAAUUGGCAGUUCUGGGCUCAUGAGUUUUCGAAGCACGCGACCUGCACGUCCACGUUCGACGUAGCCUGCUACGGACCGGACUAUCAGCCGCACCAAGACGUGGUAGACUUCUACCUGGCCGUGAUUCGGGCUUUCCAGAGGUACCCCACUUAUACUAUGCUUGCUGCUGCUGGCAUUUACCCUUCAAACACUACCACGUAUUCUCUGGCGUCAAUUCAAAGUGCCCUCUACUCUCAGACCGGCGGUGUACCCUACCUCGGAUGCGGCGGCAAGAAUGGAACCAUCCUCGAAGAAGUUUGGUACUACAGUCACGUCCUCGGAACGGAACAAUUUGGCAACUUCAAACCCCUGAACACGACAGAUGAGUCCUCGUGCAACUCUACGCAGGGCAUUUGGUACUAUGAGCGCACCACGGGCGCAGAGCGCGAAGUCAGGCUACUGGCUUAG